Molecule: messenger RNA, 4069 nt
Organism: Malaclemys terrapin pileata
Lineage: Eukaryota; Metazoa; Chordata; Testudines; Emydidae
Gene: WDR53
Product: WD repeat domain 53
Exons: 3
Coding region: 555-1622 (355 amino acids)
Molecular function (GO): protein binding
Source: RefSeq, a predicted model, not a curated record
CAGGGGGCUUUACCUAUGGCUGCCACCCUCAACUGUAAACCUGCACUACAGCCAUUUCCUACCUCUGCAUGCACAUAAGGAGCUUUGUUAGCUGUGCUGUACAAUUUUUAAAAAAAUCCCUCCUGCCAAGAGUUUACAAUUUAAAACCAUUAAUAUAUUUAACAGCAUUGAUCCUUGCCUCCACCACAAAAUCUGAACAAAUCAUGUUUGGUUUAAAAUAGAGGCAGUGCUUCUUACCACACUUUGGAUUGGAAUGCCAAAUUGCUGAAAUAUUAAAUAUAUUUGUGUUGUUUCAACCAUAACAUGUAAAGCUGUUUAAAAAGCCUCAACAAUUUUAGGCCCCAGCCUACAAUAUGAUUCUCAUAGGUGCCAGAGUCCUUCUAGGUGGAUCCAAUUGUUGGAGCAGAGCCUUAGACAUGCUUGCUGAUGACUCCAACUAAUAAGGGGAAACAUGGUCAUCAAGCACAUUAGCUAACUUGAAAUUUAUUAAAGUUCAGGCCCUGAGAAGUCUGGACCAGCCACAGAUCUCCAACUCCUGACUCCCUUGAAGUAUCAUGGCAGUCAAAUGGACUAGUGGACAUUCCUCUUCUAUAUUGUGCUUGAAUGUAAACAAAGAAGGGCUGGUAGCUUCCGGAGCAGAGAGAGGAGAACUCACAAUCUGGAAUGAAGAAGGGAUUCAUUUAGGACAGAUACAGCUUCCAAGGGCAGAUGAUGUCACCAGUGUUGUGUUCUCUCCCACCUACCCCAGCAGGCUAUACAUCUCCCAUGGUGAAACCAUUAGCAUAUUGGAUGUCAGAUCCCUUAAGGGGCCAGUUGAAUGCUUUCAUCUGAAUGAGGAAGAGAUCAAUUGCCUGUCAGUGAAUGAGACAGAUAGUGUCCUGGCUGCUGCAGAUGACUCUGGGGCAAUAAAAAUUAUGAACUUGGAAAACAAGAAAGUCAGCCGGUCCUUGAGGAGGCAUUCAAACAUCUGCUCUUCUGUAGCCUUUCGACCUCAGCGCCCUCAAAGCCUUGUGUCUUGUGGACUGGACAUGAAGGUUAUGCUGUGGAACCUGCAGAAAGCUCGCCCACUGUGGACCAUGACCCUGCAGGAGAACGAAGCAGAAGGAGCGGAACAGCAAUCAGCUGGCCAGUUCUUUAACCCUCCCCUAGCUCAUUCUCUGUCUGUUGCAGCAUGUGGCAACGUCUUUGGUUGUGGAGGUGAAGAUGGUAAAAUCCGGAUCUUCAGGGUAACCGGUGUCAAGUUUGAACAGGAGCUGGGGUUUAAGGGUCACACUUUGGGGGUGUCACAGGUCCUCUUUCUGCCAGAAGAAUAUUGGCUGCUUUCGGGAGGAAAUGAUGGGAAGGUGUUACUGUGGGAUGUCAGCAAUGAAGUUGGGAAGCAACUGAAGAGUCCUGUGAAAUCCAUCCACAGGAGGAAGGCCAGAACACCAGCUUCCACCAAGAGAGAUGGCGAGCCCAAUGCAAUGGUUACAAAUGAACAUGCCAGAGUUUUACCAAAACUAAGCAUAGAACAUGGAGAGAAGGUAAACUGGAUUUCAUGUGCAGAGAUCAAAGGCUUCAGGAGGGUAUUAGUUGCCGAUCAGAGAAGCUGUAUAUCUGUAUAUCCUCUGAUUGAAACCUAGACACAUUGUUUAAGGAAAUCUUGGCAAGUAGCUAGUUUUUUGGAUUGUUGUGAGCUGGCCUACCUGGUUCCCUACAGGGCACUCUCCUCUUUGUUACCAUCGAGAGUAAACUUCCUGUAGCUUAAAUAAUUCCCAGCUCUCAUGCAUGUUUAGAAGUGGCCAGGAAUUUGUUAUGGCACAUUAUGCACAUAAGUAACAAUGCUUUAUCUUUUUCAAUCAUGGCACAUCUUCACUGUAAAUAUUUUCUUGUGGGGUCGGAAGAUGGUGCAUCUUGAAUACAGGUGUAAGUUUGUUUGAAAUGGAUUGAGAGGAAUUGCAGGCUCAAAAAUGAGCAGACACUGAGGCAGCCUCAUGCUGCAGGUUGUAACAUUUUAUGUUUCAGUCUGCAAACAUUAUAAGAAGGUAUUCAGUCUGGGAGAAAAAUGGUGGCCUUUUCUGUAAAAACUAAAUCAAUGGGUGUGGUAAGCUUUGUUGAAGGUGUAAUUGACUGGAGUCCUCCAAAACCCCUGCACAAUAAUAAAACUACUAAUUUUCCUGCUAAUUCCCCUUUUUAAUUCUUUGCUUUCCUUAUUUCAACAUUUCUGGUAAUUUAGGCCUGAAUUAGACAUAUAUUCUGAUUAUCUGAUUAUUAGGGGGGAGGGAUAGCUCAGUGGUUUGAGCAUUGGCCUGCUAAACCCAGGGUUGUGAGGUCAGUCCUUGAGGGGGCCACUUAGGGAUCUGGGGCAAAAUCAGUACUUGGUCCUGCUAGUGAAGGCAGGGGGCUGGACUCGAUGACCUUUCAGGGUCCCUUCCAGUUCUAGGAGAUGGGAUAUCUCCAUUAAUUAAUUAAAAAAAAAUCUGAGCUGCGACAACUGAAAUGUGGGUUGCAAGCAUGUUUGAACUAUUUUUAAUUUAAUAUAGUUAAGAAUAAUUACUGAAGGGGUUAGAUAGCUAAAUUGAUUUAAAGUUCAUCAUUGAGUGGGAUUUUCAGACUGGAAAAACAUUAGGGGAUGGGGGGAAAUGUUAACAGCUAUUAACUUGGCUUGUCCUCUGAUUUCAUGUGUCAGAGAAGAAAAAAAUGUUUUAGAACUGUUUCAAUAAAAGCUUUCUCCAUCACUGUGCUACUUGUGCUCCUGCUAGCUCUUGUAUGACUAUCCUAUGUAACCCUAUAUGUUGUGAAAAAUGUGAAGUUGAGGAUUUUAUAACUUAAAUGCAGAGAAUAAUAAAAACACAGAGGGCCAAAUGCUGCUGUCUUCCUUACACACAUAGUAUUAUUGAUUUCAAGGGCUCCUUGCAUGAAUAGGGAAAGCAGGCUCUUGCCCUAGGUGAAGAGUUAGCUUACAAAUGUGGGGGGAGGUGACCAAAUGUGAAUCCUGUGCCUCUGAAGUUAUUUAAUAAACUCUCGGCUUUUAUGGGAUGUGCAGAUAAUUCAGAAAGUUUAUUUUCCCAGGAUUUCCUGUAUCACUGAUGUGCUAAAAGUGCACUACUAUACAGUUUGGGAACUAAUCUGACCAAUUAAAUUAUUUCCUUCUCAUUGUUUAUACAUGUAAAGGAGCGAUCUUUGCCAAAAACACUGAACUUUGAAGUAUUAAAUCUGACAUUACUAAAAUAAAGUUAAUUUGUGUUUGUCAAUUAGAAGCUUUUUUGGUGGCAAGCAGUAAGAUAAUGGGAGAGAUGGAUUGUCCUUUUAUCGUAAGAAAAGAGCCAAACUGUAACUAAAAUACUUAGGAGACAUUCCCCUCUGGCUGCCAAAACUAUCCACUGUACAUUGGUGAUGUUGCAUUCCAUAUGCUUUAUGAAAUUAUGCUAAUAAGUGAAUAUAAUGUAACUGGAAUAUGCUCUUGUAAGGUAUCAUUACAAAGCUUAUCUACUGCGUAUGUUCAUCUUAUCUGUAUGAAUGUAUCAUUUCUGUUUCGAGUUAGGAGAAUAAGAUGUAAACAUGUUAAGUGGAUGCCAUUAAGGUGCUUCAGAAUCAAUCACCUGUAAAUGGCUCUGUUUACUUGUAAGCCUUCCUCUGUUCGUGAGUCAGGCCGGAAAGAAUGGAGGCUUGGGGUCUCACAGGACAUGUGACCAUGUCACCUGGUACUGGAAUCCAUCUUAAACCUGGUGCUUUUCCAUUUAGAAGGAAGGGUAGAGAGCCAGAGAGACAAAAGAUUCUCGCCUUGUGCCAAAGCCAUGAAAGGGCUGCAGUCAUGAGAAAUCCCCUUUUUUACCACCUGAGCUGGAACUAACAAGAACUGUACCAGGGAAAGGAUUGGGCCCAGAUUAGGAAGGAGUCUAGUCUGUGAAAGAAGCUUAUUGGAACAUCUCUGAGGGUGAGAUUUACCUAUAUUCAGUUUCUUAAUGUAUUAGGCUUAGACUUGCGUGUUUUGCUUUAUUUUGCUUGGUAACUUACUUUGUUCUGUCUGUUAUUGCUUGAAACCACUUAAAACCCAUGUUUUAUGCUUAAUAAAAUCACUUGUGUAUGA